Molecule: messenger RNA, 858 nt
Organism: Gastrolobium bilobum
Lineage: Eukaryota; Viridiplantae; Streptophyta; Magnoliopsida; Fabales; Fabaceae
Product: ubiquitin-conjugating enzyme E2 10
Exons: 5
Coding region: 169-615 (148 amino acids)
Biological process (GO): protein polyubiquitination
Cellular component (GO): nucleus
Molecular function (GO): ubiquitin conjugating enzyme activity
Source: RefSeq, a predicted model, not a curated record
AGAAAGAAAAGUGGAUCGAUUCCGAAGCCUCACCCACGCCAUUUAUAUAAAACUCAUUUUCCUUUCCCAUUUCCUGCAAAUCUGUUCCUUUCUCUCUCUGGUUCGGGUUCUUCCUCGCAAAUCCGAAGGAGAGGAUCUCUCUUGCGUUUUCUCUGUUAGGUUUUCACGAUGGCAUCGAAGCGGAUCUUGAAGGAACUCAAGGAUUUGCAGAAGGAUCCUCCCACUUCUUGCAGUGCCGGUCCUGUGGCCGAAGAUAUGUUUCAUUGGCAAGCAACAAUUAUGGGUCCUCCAGACAGUCCUUAUGCUGGAGGUGUUUUCUUAGUUACUAUUCAUUUCCCUCCAGAUUAUCCAUUUAAGCCCCCCAAGGUUGCAUUCAGGACGAAGGUAUUCCACCCAAAUAUAAAUAGCAAUGGAAGCAUUUGCCUUGAUAUAUUGAAGGAGCAGUGGAGCCCUGCUUUAACUAUUUCCAAGGUGUUGCUCUCAAUUUGUUCCCUGUUGACGGACCCAAAUCCCGAUGAUCCUUUGGUCCCUGAAAUUGCCCACAUGUACAAGACAGACAGGAACAAGUACGAGUCAACUGCAAGAAGCUGGACCCAGAAAUAUGCCAUGGGCUAAUUGACCUGUAGCAUGUGUGAGGGAGAGCCAUUUUUACUUUCAGUGUUAAGGCCUAACAGCCUAUGUAUGAAUAUUUGUUAAUCUUCGAUUAAGGCCCCUCCAGUUGAAGAUGAAUGGAGGAAAACAUUUCUUCUGUUGUUUGUAUUGCUAAAUGCCAAUGCUACUUUUAGAACAGUGAAAUGUAGCCGAAUUAAAAGUUUGUUCAAAAUUUUAACCAUGUAUUGAUUUAAUCAUUUCAUAUUU